Lepisosteus oculatus (spotted gar) is the source of this 1980-nucleotide messenger RNA. RefSeq names its product UTP6 small subunit processome component (gene utp6). NCBI's taxonomy places the organism in Eukaryota, Metazoa, Chordata, Actinopteri, Semionotiformes, Lepisosteidae. The record is from RefSeq and is a predicted model, not a curated record. Gene Ontology annotation, molecular function: snoRNA binding; protein binding. Gene Ontology annotation, cellular component: small-subunit processome; Pwp2p-containing subcomplex of 90S preribosome. Gene Ontology annotation, biological process: maturation of SSU-rRNA from tricistronic rRNA transcript (SSU-rRNA, 5.8S rRNA, LSU-rRNA).
AUGGCUGAAAUAAUCCAGCAGAGGAUAGAGGACAGAAUCCCUGAGUUGGAACAGCUGGAAAGAGUGGGAUUAUUCACGAAAAAAGAAGUGAAGGCUAUGAUUAAAAAAGCAACGGCUCUAGAAUACAAGUUACACAGGAGAAUCAUUAGCAAAGAAGACUUCAUCACGUAUAUCCAGUACGAAAUUAAUGCUUUGGAGCUGAUCAAAAAAAGAAGACAGCGCAUCGGCUACAGAUUCAAGAGAAAAGAAAUCGAGUUCUCGAUUAUUCAGCGAAUAAACAACGUUUUCAGGCGAGCCACUGCAAAAUGGAAGGACGAUGUCCAGCUGUGGCUGUCCCAUGUUGCCUUCUGUAAGAAAUGGAACACCGUUAUCCAGCUCAGUAAAGUGUUUUCCUCAAUGCUGGCCAUUCACCCAGAUAAACCAGCUCUGUGGAUCAUGGCCGCGAAGUGGGAGAUGGAGGAUCACUCCUCCUCCGAGAGCGCGAGACACCUGUUCCUGCGCGCCCUUCGCUUCCACCCGGAGCACGCCAAGGUGUACCAGGAGUACUUCCGGAUGGAGCUCAUGCAUGCAGAGAGGUUGAGGAAACAGAAGAAGGAGCUGGAGCAGGCCAAGAUGGACCUGGGAGAGUACGAGUUUCCUGACGAGAUCAUGAGUGGCAAGCUGGCCGAAAUCAUUUACAAAGAGGCAGUUCAAAAAAUUAAAGGGGCGGAGUUUGUGCUGUCCUUCCUGAAGAUCGCUGGGCUCUUCGACUUCACGAAGGAGCUGCAGGACAUCAUCAUUCAAGACCUGCAGAGCCGGCAUGCCGGCGACCCCGUGACCUGGGACUUCCUGGCGCGCCGGGAGCUGGAGGCGGAGCCCCUGCCAGCCGCACACAUGGUCCCCGCGCAGAGCCGGGCGGCGGAGGUGGGGCGAAGGGAGGAGCGCAGCUGCCUGGUGUACGAGGAGGCGGUCAGGAGCCUGGGCACAGGGGACAUGUGGACCCGUUACGUCACGUACUGCCUGGACAGGUUCAAGAGGAAGACCAACAGCCAGGCGCUGAAGGAGAAGAGGCAGGAGAGGCUGCUGGGUGUGUUUCAGAGGGCACACGACUCCAUGCUGCUGGAUGAAUCCCUGUAUAAGACGUGGCUCCAGGUGCUGCAGCGCGUGGGGCUGACUCAGGUCGCCACGGAGGUUGCCGUGGCGGCGACACAGCGGUUCAGCCACUCGGUGGAGACGUGGUGCACCAGCCUGCAGGCACUGAUGGCGCUGGAGAGCAGCGACGUCAGCAAGAUGUUCGAUGAAGCCCUGACGCUGAUCAAGCCCAAGGAGAGCUGGCCGCUGUGGAACCUGCGCCUGCAGUGGAGCGAGACUCAUCAGAACCCCGAAGAGACCAAGGCGCUCUUCCAGAAGGGAAUACUGUCUUCCGUCCCUGCUGUGUCCAUGGAAAUGAAGGAGAAGUACCUGGACUGGUCCUACCGGACCGGGGGCUACAAGGCGGCAAAGAAGACAUUCACCAGUCUGCACGAAAGCCGGCCCUUCUCCAAGGCCUUCUUCACCAGGAUGAUCCAGCUGGAGAAGGAACAGAAGCCCUCUAAGAUGAGUGCCCUGAGAGACUACUACGAGCGGGCGCUGAGGGAGUUUGGCUCUGAAGACGAGGACUUGUGGCUGGACUACAUCAAGGAGGAGCUCAGCCACCCCCAGGGGCAGAUGGAGAACUGCGGGAAGAUCCACUGGAGGGCCAUGAGGACCCUGGAGGGCGAGCAGGUGGAGCGCUUCGUCACCCAGUACACCCUGCUGCAGACCGGGCACCUGUAGGGGGCGCCACUGUCUCUCCCGUGUCCCCGUCCGACCGGCCUCGGCAGCCUGUUCCCUAGAACUACAGGGGGGAAAAAUGUCCCGGUGCUCCUGGCAUUGUCACCGCUUCUUAAAAGUGUUCCUAAAACUCCGCACCCCCUGUUCUAUUUAUCCGUUUUUUUCUAAUAAAGUUGCCGAUUUUUUGCA